GAACUAACAAACAGUUACAAAAGUCGAUAUUUUUGUUGUAGUUGACGUAUUUUUUCUUUCUAAAAACAAUACAAUAUUGUUGAAAAAAAUGACAAUGGUAAAGUUUUAAUUAUUGUGCUGAAGAUGAAUAAGAAAGUGAUUAUUAUCCAUUAACAGUCUCGAUUAAUUGGAGAAAAUGUCAACGAAUACUUCACAAAUUGAUACAAUUAUACCAAAAUCAGGAAUACUUUGUCAUGAGGAAUUAACUGAUUUUAUUCUCUGUAAACCAAAACUUAUGCCAUUGAAAUCUUUUACACUAGAAAAAUUGGAGAAAAUGCAAAAAGAUGCUGAGGAGAAAUUAAAAGAAGUACAUGAUGCACAAGAAAUUCUGGAAGCUCAAGAAGCUCAGAAAGUUCAGGUAGAAUCGCAAAAAGUUGAGUUAUCUGAGGAAGCACAAGAGGAAGAAGAAACAUUUAGAGAAGAGUUAGAGUAA
This is a messenger RNA of Leptopilina heterotoma, 472 nucleotides long. RefSeq names its product BBSome-interacting protein 1 (gene BBIP1). The transcript has 2 exons. NCBI's taxonomy places the organism in Eukaryota, Metazoa, Arthropoda, Insecta, Hymenoptera, Figitidae. The record is from RefSeq and is a predicted model, not a curated record. The coding region runs from base 176 to 472 and encodes 98 amino acids. Gene Ontology annotation, cellular component: BBSome. Gene Ontology annotation, biological process: cilium assembly; receptor localization to non-motile cilium.